Molecule: messenger RNA, 2075 nt
Organism: Quercus robur (English oak)
Lineage: Eukaryota; Viridiplantae; Streptophyta; Magnoliopsida; Fagales; Fagaceae
Product: magnesium transporter MRS2-I-like
Exons: 11
Coding region: 432-1526 (364 amino acids)
Biological process (GO): transmembrane transport; magnesium ion transport
Cellular component (GO): membrane
Molecular function (GO): magnesium ion transmembrane transporter activity
Source: RefSeq, a predicted model, not a curated record
CCACUAAAAGCCAUGCAAAUAUCUGAGAGUCUCAGACACAGAGCUCACAAAGAUUCCACCAAUGUCACCGCUCUCUUCUUCUCCAAAACCCAACCCUCUCUCAACCCCUAAUACCAAAACCCAAAUUCCAAGCCCCACCAAUCUCUCUCAACUCUCAACAACACAAAACGUACACUUGGUGAUUAACAUCAUGCCAAUUCACUAGUAGCACCAACCAGCGUUACAUUCACUUUAUCCAUCCUCACCUACUUUUGUACAUUGCAGCACCAACAUAACUGCUUAUAUUCCUCAUUAAAGAUGCGGAAGUGAUUUCUCAGAAAUGGGUCGAGACGGGUUAUUGGUUCCGGUGGAGACUAGUACUCAAACUCAAACUCAAGUUAGUUUAAAGAAGAAGACAGCGGUUUCAAGGAGCUGGAUUUCACUAGACCACAAUGGGGAGAGUUCCAUAUUGGAUGCAGACAAGUAUACUAUUAUGCGCCGGGUUCAGAUUAACGCCAGAGAUCUUCGGAUUCUUGAUCCUCUGCUUUCAUACCCUUCAACUAUUCUUGGUAGAGAAAAAGUUAUUGUUCUUAAUUUGGAGUUCUGCUCUUCAGCACAUUAAAGCAAUAAUCACUGCAGAUGAGGUAUUGCUUAGAGAUCCAUUUGAUAAUAACGUAGUUCCUAUAAUUGAGGAGCUACGAAGGCGAUUGCCUUUAGGAAAUGCAGUUUACCAGGGCCAAGGAGAAGAAGAAGAGCACCCAGGCGUUCAACAUGAUGUUGAAAGUGGUGAAGAAAAUGAAUUUCCAUUUGAAUUCCGAGCCUUAGAAGUUGCACUAGAAGCCAUUUGUAGUUUUCUUGAUGCACGCACAAGAGAACUAGAGAAUGAAGUUUAUCCAGCCUUAGAUGAGCUGACCUCCAAGAUUAGUAGUCGUAAUUUGGAUCGCGUGCGGAAAUUGAAAAGUGCAAUGACAAGGUUGACAAAUCGGGUUCAAAAGGUAAGGGAUGAACUUGAACAACUUCUUGAUGAUGAUGAUGAUAUGGAAGACCUUUACUUAUCAAGAAAGUUGGCUGGGGCAUCUUCACCUGUCAGUGUCUCAGAUGCUCCUAAUUGGUUUCUUUCCUCUCCUGUUAUAGGCUCAAAGAUAUCGAGAAUAAGUAGGGGAAGUGCAGCAACAAGUCAAGGAGAGACUGACGUUGAGGAGCUUGAAAUGUUGCUCGAGGCAUACUUUAUGCAAAUUGAUGGCACAAUGAACAAAUUGACUACGCUGCGUGAAUACAUUGAUGACACAGAGGAUUACAUCAAUAUCCAGCUUGAUAAUCAUCGGAAUCAGUUGAUUCAGCUAGAACUAUUCCUAAGUUCUGGGACUGUUUGUUUGUCUGUGUACUCUGUGGUGGCUGCAAUAUUUGGCAUGAACAUCCCAAAUAUAUUGAACGAUGACCAUGGAUACGCAUUCAAAUGGGUGGUGAUCCUCGCAGGAGUGGCUUGUGCAUCUCUCUUCUUAUCAGUAAUUUCAUAUGCUCGGCACAAAGGUCUAGUUGGUUCUUGAAAUUUAUACAACCAAGUUGGAAGGAUAUUAUACAUUAUCAAGCUUGCAAUUUUACCUGAAGUCUGGUGAAAUUGAGGAGCAUGACUACAACUUGAUUUAUCCAAUUCAAGUGCCACCUCAUGCAGUGAUUUUUUUCCAUGAGAAUUACAAUACAGAUUGGUUCAUGGGUUCACUUGUAAUUAGUCAUUAAAUCGGCUAAAAGUUGGUUACAUGAAAUAGCAACUGUUGGGAUAACAAUGUCAAAGUUGCCUUGGUCCGUGGGCACAAAUCAAUGCAGCAGAGUUAUAUAGUGGCCCAGUAUGUGGCAUGGUCUGAGGAUUGGAACAUUUGCUCUACAGGAAUAGCAUUCAUUUGGAUAAAACAUGAAUCUUUUUCUUAAUAAUAACCUGACCCUUUUCAUAUAUAGGACUAGGAGGGAGGGUACCAUUGUAUUUGUAUCAUGUUCAAACAUCCGGGGGGCCCAUUGAUUGAUUUAAAUUAAGCUUGUGUUGUGUUGUGUUGUGUUGUGAGACACACACUUGGAAGGAGCAGCACGCGGCUAUUCAUUCA